Messenger RNA from Penicillium argentinense, 678 nucleotides. Its product is annotated as putative DRAP deaminase. Bases 1 to 678 code for a protein of 225 amino acids. The record is from RefSeq and is a predicted model, not a curated record. The transcript has a single exon. NCBI's taxonomy places the organism in Eukaryota, Fungi, Ascomycota, Eurotiomycetes, Eurotiales, Aspergillaceae. Gene Ontology annotation, molecular function: catalytic activity.
AUGACGAACAAUUCCCCUCACACACCCUUCAUGCAGAAAUGCAUCGAACUCGCUGAAAAGUCCCCUCCCCGACCAACGAAUUUCCGCGUCGGCGCUAUCCUCCUUUCUCGGAAAGACGGAGAUAUCACCUUUUCAGACGACCGCAUCCUUUCGACAGGGUACACCAUGGAGCUAGCGGGCAACACCCACGCCGAACAAUGCUGCUUCGCGAACUAUGCCGCCGUACACAAGGUUGCCGACGACCAAGUAGCCGGUGCGCUGCCUGUCGAGCCGGGGCGCAAGCUCGUCAUGUAUGUCUCCAUGGAGCCUUGCGGGAAGCGGCUGUCAGGCAAUGCGCCUUGUGUGCAGCGGAUCACAAAGACUCGGGACGGAGGUCGAGAGGGAAUUCACAAGGUCUAUUUCGGCGUUAAGGAGCCGGGGACUUUUGUUGGAGAGUCGGAGGGCUGUAAAAUGCUUUCUGCUGCGGGUAUUGAGUGGGAGCAUGUACCUGGUCUGGAGAAGGAGAUCUUGAGCGUCGCUGUGGCGGGGCAUGAGAACCCGGAGGAGGAAGUCAAGAAUGCUUUGGGAAAAUUGGAGACGAAUGCUGAUCAGAUCAGUGAAGAGGAGAGGCAGAGGCUAAACCAACAACCCCGGAAUCCGAAGAAGCGGAUGAUGGAGGGGGAAACAAUUAUAUAUUAG